Messenger RNA from Vigna unguiculata (cowpea), 1625 nucleotides. Its product is annotated as cytochrome P450 CYP736A12-like. Gene Ontology annotation, molecular function: oxidoreductase activity, acting on paired donors, with incorporation or reduction of molecular oxygen; heme binding; monooxygenase activity. Lineage: Eukaryota; Viridiplantae; Streptophyta; Magnoliopsida; Fabales; Fabaceae. The record is from RefSeq and is a predicted model, not a curated record.
AAAUGUUGCUUCAAGCACUAGCUAUCCUCUCCAUCACACUCUCAUUCAUUGUUUUUGUGUUCUUCCGAAAAAAACAUCAUGGGAGAACUGCACCAGGUCCUAAACCCUUGCCAAUUAUAGGUAACCUUCACAUGCUAGGAAAACUCCCACAUCGAAGCCUUCAAUCCCUUGCCACAAAAUAUGGUCCCAUAAUGUCCUUAAAGCUGGGGCAGGUCCCAGCCAUAGUGGUUUCUUCCCCCGAAACUGCAGAGCUGUUCCUGAAAACCCAUGACAUUGUUUUUGCCAGCAGACCCAAAACCCAAGCCACCGAAUUUCUUUCUUAUGGCAGCAAAGGUUUGGCCUUUUCUGAGUACAGUGCAUACUGGCGCAACAUGAGGAAAGUGUGCACUCUGCAGCUUCUGAGUGCCUCAAAGGUUGAAAUGUUUGCUCCUCUGAGGAGAGAAGAGUUGGGAAUGCUGGUGAAGUCGCUGAAAAAUUGUGCAGAAUCAGGUGAAGUCGUGGAUCUGAGUCAUUUGCUGGGGGAGCUGAUGGAGAACAUCGUCUUCAAAAUGGUGUUGGGACGUGCCAAAGAUGACAGAUUUGACAUGAAAUUGCUGACUCACGAGGUGAUGAACUUGCUUGGAGCUUUCAAUCUUGCAGAUUACAUGCCCUGGGUAGGGGUGUUUGAUCCUCAGGGAAGAACAAAAAGAUUAAAGAAAGCAGCAAAGUCAUUUGAUGAGUUUCUGGAGCAAAUAAUUCAAGAACAUGAAAGUAAUCCAUACGAUGAAGAUAAAAAUCACAACAUGGACUUUGUGGAUAUUUUGUUGUCACUCAUGCACCAACCCAAUGAUCUUCAAAACCACCAAUAUGUCAUUGAUAGAACAAAUGUGAAAGCUAUAUUAUUUGACAUGAUCACUGCAACAUUUGACACCUCUUCCACAACAGUAGAAUGGGCUAUGUCACAACUCUUAAGACAACCAUGUGAGAUGAAGAAACUUCAACAAGAGCUACAACAUGUGGUUGGAAUGAAUAGACACGUGGAGGAAAAGGACUUGGAAAAGUUGUCUUAUUUGAACAUGGUGGUGAAGGAAACACUAAGGUUACACCCGGUUGGACCUUUGCUAGUACCUCAUGAGUGCAGAGAAGAUGUUACUAUUGAUGGUUAUUUCAUAAGGAAAAGAUCAAGGGUUAUAAUAAAUGCUUGGGCUAUAGGGCGAGAUCCUAAAGUUUGGGAAAUGGCCGAAAUUUUCAAUCCUACAAGGUUUGAGAAUAACAACAUAGACAUUCGUGGAAAGGACUUUCGAAUUAUACCAUUUGGGUCAGGUCGAAGAGGGUGCCCUGGGAUUCAUUUGGGUUUAACCAUGGUUAGUCUUAUUUUGGCUGAAUUGGUGCAUUGUUUUGACUGGGUGCUUCCGUUGGGCAUGUCUUGUGAUGAGUUAGACAUGGAAGAGAUAUUUGGACUCACCGUACCAAGAAAGAAGCAUUUGUUAAUUAGACCAAUUUAUCGAUUAGCUGUUUAGUUUAAGAUAGGAUAAUUGUGCAAAGAUAUUUGUCAUUGAUUUCAAUUUCAAUUCCAGUUUAAAACAUGUGGCACAUUUAACAACAUGUUAAAAUAAUUUGAAUAAUCAUUUUGAUUUUGGAUUUAA